Messenger RNA from Drosophila eugracilis, 2246 nucleotides. RefSeq lists its product as uncharacterized. The record is from RefSeq and is a predicted model, not a curated record. NCBI's taxonomy places the organism in Eukaryota, Metazoa, Arthropoda, Insecta, Diptera, Drosophilidae. The transcript has a single exon. Bases 298 to 1341 code for a protein of 347 amino acids.
AUUUCAGUUCAGUUCGACCACGGUUCGUGUCGAUUUCGAAUUCGCAACCCAUCGUACCGUUCCGUUGUCAUUGUCGGAUUGGAUCGGAGAGGGUCUUGCAAGUAAAAUUCAUGUUAAUGAAUGUUAAUUUAUACAUUUGUAAGAAUCUAAAAUCUGUUUUUCCAUACACAACAAUUAUUGACGCGGCGGCGAUUUCGAAUUUGGAAGCAGUCGCGCCCGAAACGUCGACGUGAACGCAACAACGAUUGCUAACGGUAAAGCUAUAUACAGAGUGCGGGUGAAACGGGAUAGUCCAGGAUGGAUCCCGAGUUUGUGAACAAGUACAAUCAGGUCCUGAGCCGGCUAAAGCUGGUGGAGAACUUCGAUGGCAGUGACCCUGGCAAACUGCCGCAGUUCCUCCAAAAAAUCGAGGCCCUAAUGCCAGCCAUAAAUAGUUUCGAUGACUAUUAUAAAGCCCAGUUAAUAGGACAUAUCAAAAAUAAAUGUACAGAUCGAGCCAGAGAGGCGGUCUUCACCCGGCAAAUGAGCGCUCCUGUGGGCAAUGGCAAUGGAGCUGGUAAUGGCCACCUCCUGAAAGCCGAGUCCUGGCUGAAGCUCAAGGAUCAAUUGCUCUACAACUAUGCGGAAAGGGAGUCCAGCUACUCGUUGAUACACAAGAUACGCAGCGCCGUUUUGGACUCGAAUAUAGAGCUGUAUUACCAAAAGAUGGCCAAGUUAAAGCACCGACUGAUCAAUAGAAAGUUAACCCACAAUGACACCCUAUAUGCUCUCGAGGAUAUUGAGAGGAUAACCCUGCAGGUUUUCAGGGAUCAUCUGCCCGAGCCCACACACUCGAUGAUCCUGCGGCGGAAUCCCAAGAGCAUGGAGGAGGCCUACCGCUAUAUAGUGGAGGUCCAACAGCAGUUCUACACGCAGAGUGGAUCCCUGAUCAGUGAUCACCACCAGGCGGCCACAUUUAGUACCAUCCACAAGCAGCAAUCCUACGGAGUGGGAAUGGGGGGAGUGGGUGUGAGUACCCUGGGACUUGGAGUGGGAAUGGGAGCUGUAGGCCUCUCCGCCUAUGCCCGCCAAGUGUCCAAUGAGAAGAAUCAGCAAAACAACUCUAAGAGCUACUACAACCAGUCAGCUCCACCGGUGGGAGCAGGAAAGAAUCAUCCCAUGUUCAAGAGCAACGGCAAUCCCACCUUCAAGUCCAGCUUCAGCUAUAAUGGCACCAGUAACAAUUCCGGGAUGGGAUUUGGUUACACCAAGAGUACAAAAUCGGAUAUAAAACAGAAUUAUCAGCAGCAGAAGAACCAAAACUAUACGAAAACCUCAUCCGCCAGUGCCUGGAAGAAGUAAUAGUGAUAGAGAGAUCUCCCAAUCUAUGAGCUAUCGAAUGAGAUAAGCAGAUCGAGAAUGACCUAACCCCUUGGAGCCUGUGACUAAGCCAAGGCAAAGUGCUUGCCACCUCAUGCUAAUUACCCUAAAACCUCACCCUCUAAUGGUGAUGAUGUGGCUGCAGAUUAUAGGAUGUGAAUAUAGAUUAAAGUAAUGUGAGCAAUACUGUGCUGAUGGAUGUGCUGUGUCUUACCGAUAACCAUAACAAAUAUAUCAGUCACAUAUUAACUAUGAUAAUGAUGUGAAUAUUUAAAAACAACAAAUAAUACAAAUGUUAAUAUUAGAACUAACAAUGCAGCAAAUUAAAUACCUCCAUGAAUUAAAAUGUAUAAGAUUGCACAUGCAAAUAAUACAAAUGAUGUGAAUAUAGAUGAAGAUAAUGCAAAUAAUAGAAAGUAAAGGCAUUGCAAUGAUAGAAAGUGUGCAUACAAACAAUAAAAAACUAAUUAAAACACACAAAGAGGUACAAAUAUUAAAUUAUGGUUAAUAAAUGUGAUUUCUAAAAUAAAAAUAACUAAAAAUGCUAAUCAGUUAAAGAACUAAAAGUAUAUGACAUAAUAGUAUUUGAAAAUCAAUCAAGAGUUAUUAGAAGUGAUCUUGUCGAUAUACAAGAUAAUGAGGCCGAUCAAAAUGAUAUUCAAUAAUGAUGACAUCGAUCGCGUGUCUAUCGAUGAUGAUCAAUCCGCAGACAGUAUGGACAUGUUAAUUAUUAGCUCAUAAGACUCGAGUGUACAUAGCCCCACACCUCAACCUCAGCCUUAGCCUCAGUCACAUUACCCCCUAUAUCUCCCACGAAAUCCCCAUUUUUUAACAACAAUCGCCCACCUUCAAAUUUGUUUUUGUUAACAAUAAAGUGUAAAGUCUAA